AAACAAGGUUUACAUUUGGGCCUGAAAUGUCCUCACCACACACUCAGUUACUGACUGAAGUGAUGGUUAAACAUUUAUUUUGCACAUCAAAUGAGGCUUCAUAAGAGCGUCUGUUUGAGUUGGUUUCACACAUCAUCUGUUGGGCGAAAAUGGUGGAUUUUGGAGAGAUUCUGAGAAGUGUCGGAGACUUUGGUCUCUUCCAGAAACUUAACACUUUUGGAUUAACCUUUCCACAUUUCUUGAUGCCCAUUUUCUUGUCUAGUUUUCUUUUCAUUCAGUCAGAUCCAGAGCGACACUGUAACACAGACUGGAUCCUCAGUGCUGAUCCUAACCUGACCACAGAGGAGCAGUUGAACCUGACUCUGCCCCGAGAGGAGGACGGGACGUUCAGCAGGUGUCGGAUGUUUGUCCCGGUGGACUGGAACAUUGAUGCCAUCAGGGAGUAUGGACUCAAUGAAACCACAGGGUGCCAGAAUGGGUGGGUGUACUACAACACGCUGUAUGAGGCCACCAUAGUCACAGAUUUUGAUCUAGUCUGUGACAAGUCUAACAUGGUCGCAGUUGUGCAGACAGUCUUCCUGACUGGUUGCCUUGCUGGUUCAUUCAUCUUUGGACCUAUAGCUGAAUUGUAUGGCCGCAGGAGAACCACCCAGCUACCAGCUGUCCUGCUGCUAAUAUUUGUCAUAGUUGCUGGCGUGUCUCCAAAUUUCUAUGUUCAUGUGGUGUCACAGUUCAUGGUUGGAGCUGCACUCGGAGGAUAUAGAAUUAACUCCAUUGUGUUAGCUACUGAAUGGAUUGGGGUCACCAAAAGGUCCUUUGCCUCCUGUUUGAGCCAGGAGUUUUCAGCUCUUGGACAGUGUGCCAUGGCUGGUCUGGUCUUUGCUGUUCGUGACUGGAAAACAGCACAAUACAUCUCUGCAGGGGCGCAGGCCUUUGUAGUCUUGUACAUAUGGUGGAUUCCUGAAUCUGCAAGGUGGUUACUUGGCCAGGGAAGAACAGAAGAAGUGAAGGAGAUCAUACAUAGAGUUGCAGCAAUCAAUAAAAAGAAAAUUCCAGAAAAUCUGCUGCGGGAGGCAACUGCGGAACGACAAGUCCAGAGUGGAGGAAUCAGGGCAAUUUUCACCUCAACAGUCCUGAUGAAAUAUUUCUUAAUUUUAUCUUUUUCCUGGUUUUCAUUAAAUCUAGGCUACUUUUGCCUUACUCUGAAUGUGGGUAAGUUUGGUCUGAGCAUCUUCCUGGUUCAGUUCCUGUUUGGGAUCUCAGAGAUGCCAGCACAUCUUCUCUGCAUGUGGAUGCUGGAGUUGAUAGGGAGAAAAAAGUCUCUGAUAUCAACCCUACUGGCAGGCGGUUUUGUUUGCUUCCUGACUCUGGCUUUCCCUCAAGAAAGCGCUGUUGCUAUCACAGCCCUUGUAACCACUGGAAAGUUCUUUUUCAGCUGGGCUGGGUCGGUAACUAUGGUCUACAUUCAAGAAUUGUUUCCUACCUCAGCCAGGCAAACAGCUGUUGGCUUGGGCUCUGCAGCCUUCAGAAUAGCAGGCUUGCUGUCUCCGUUGCUGAACAUGUUGGCCACAUACCACUGGUCCAUACCCAUCGUGGUCUUUAGCAGCCUUACGGUGGUCAGUGGAGCUCUUGUCUUCCUGCUUCCUGAGACCAGCAGAAAGGAGCUUCCAGAUUCAACAAAUGAGGCUGCGGGCAACAGGAAUAUGACCACCAAGAAAACAGGAAGUGAUUCCAAUGUUGCUGCAUACAGCAGCCGCAAAUUCACCAAACUUUAGCCAGAAUACUGCAGUUUUACAUAUUUUUGUUGUGUGCGAGCAGAUACAUGUUGUCAAGUGGAAUAUGUGAAUUUGGACUUGUACCCUAAGUGUUGCUGAGUCACCAAGUGAGUUUGCCAACAUGCUGUGUCUGAUCAUUUGUCUUUACUGCUGUUCAGGGUUGGAAAUUAACUGACCUAACCUCAAUUCAACCUUAAAACAUCUCUUUGAGCAAGUCAAACCUAUUUUUGUCCCUGGAAUGCAUCCACACACACACACACACACACACACACGCACACCUUUUCCGAUUUCGGAGCUACAGUUCAUAAACACCGUUUCCAGUUGCCAUUUAUCAAACUCAAAUAAGUAGUUGUAUUUCACUCUCACAUUUGUCAGUCAUAAAACCACAGAACACAGACAGACAGCCAGACAGAUACAGAUAGAGAUGCACUGUAAGCUAGCACUGUUGUUAGCUGAUGAGAGAACAGACGUUUACCUGAUUGGUGUUUCUCCAGUUUCUCGUGGUGGCUCAGCAAUGCUGAAAACCAGCAGUGAAUGUCUAUGUAAUGGUGUGAGGGUGUGUUAGUUCCCAUAGCAUGGGUAACUUGCACAUCUGCAAAGACACCAUUAAUGCUCAGAGUUUUUAGAGCAACAUGUGCUGCUUUCUAGAUAUGUCUCCAUUUAUUCCAGCAAGAAAAUGCCAGGUCAAAGUGUGGGUUCUAGAGCUGCCUGCCCACAGUCCCACUGAAAAUACAUGUAACAUUCAUAUCAACCAAGAACAGGAAAGAAUUUUGCUUUCAAAACCUCAGCAGUGUUGCCCUCCAUCCCCACCUGCUGAGUGUUGUUUAAAGAAAAGUAUUGUAACGCAGCGGUAAGCAUGACCCUGUGAAGCUGUUCGCAAGCCUUAAAUGAGAGAAUGAGUAUGUAUUUGCA
Molecule: messenger RNA, 2687 nt
Organism: Scatophagus argus
Lineage: Eukaryota; Metazoa; Chordata; Actinopteri; Scatophagidae
Product: solute carrier family 22 member 13-like
Exons: 10
Coding region: 150-1775 (541 amino acids)
Biological process (GO): transmembrane transport
Cellular component (GO): membrane
Molecular function (GO): transmembrane transporter activity
Source: RefSeq, a predicted model, not a curated record